Molecule: messenger RNA, 2451 nt
Organism: Chenopodium quinoa (quinoa)
Lineage: Eukaryota; Viridiplantae; Streptophyta; Magnoliopsida; Caryophyllales; Amaranthaceae
Product: probable mitochondrial adenine nucleotide transporter BTL3
Exons: 4
Coding region: 289-1566 (425 amino acids)
Biological process (GO): transmembrane transport
Source: RefSeq, a predicted model, not a curated record
GAUUUCCGAUGAAUUGGGUUAGUUUUUGUAAGACCCCUAUAUCCCCCACCACUCGCGUUCUUCGUUUUGCUUUAGCCAGGUGAAAAAUCACAUCAAACAUUUGAAAAAUAUUCCGUUACAUGUCAUCAUCAAAGUAUCAAACAUGUAAUAUGCUCUCAAAUUCACACCAUUUUAUAUUGCUUCCCACCUAAGUACCUAACUGCACUGUUGUGUCACUCACUACCCUCUUCUUCCCCAAACUUUUUCACCCAACAUUUUCUCUCUCAUCUUUCACUAAAUUUUUAUGCAAUGCUUGAAUUAGAACUCUAUAAUGAACUGGAUUUCUUCAGAAUCACAAAUUCAGCCUUUUUCAUCAAAUCACCCACUUCUUUUCUCUUACACAUUUCAUCGAACAAUUCGUCGACAUUCCUUUCAAAUUCUCUCUCUUCCUCUUCUUCCGCCUUGCGAAUUAACCACCGGCGAAAACAUGUAGUGGAUUCGGAAAUUCGUCGCCGUUUCUCCGAUUUCUUGUCUGUCAGCUUAUCGGUCAAAGAUGCUGAUGAUGGGUUUUCUGGGGAUUCGUCUCAAUCAUUGGGGCAAAAUGGGGAUCGUAAUUCUGAAUUUAUUAGGGUUUCUGAAUUACUUGAAGAAACCAAGGAGGAGGAAGUAAAGGUGAGAAGUUCUGGUGCAUUCAAUACCACUAAACAUUUGUGGGCUGGUGCUGUUGCUGCCAUGGUUUCAAGGACCUUUGUUGCCCCUCUCGAGCGACUAAAAUUGGAGUAUAUAGUUCGCCAUGAGCAGAAGAAUUUGUUUGAGCUCAUCCAAACAAUAGCAACUACACAAGGAAUCAAAGGCUUUUGGAAAGGAAAUUUUGUCAAUAUCCUUCGAACUGCUCCUUUUAAAGCAAUUAAUUUUUACGCUUAUGAUAGGUAUAGGAAUUACCUUUGCAAGUUAUCUGGAAAUGAGGAGGCUGCAAAUUUUGAGAGAUUUGUUGCUGGUGCUGCUGCUGGUAUCACUGCUACCUUACUCUGCCUACCCAUGGACACUAUCAGGACUGUUAUGGUAGCUCCAGGCGGUGAAGCUCUGGGCGGUGUCAUUGGUACUUGCCGGCAUAUGAUCCAAACUGAAGGAUUCUUUUCUCUGUAUAAGGGCUUAGUCCCGUCACUUGUAGCAAUGGCUCCUUCUGGUGCAGUAUUUUAUGGUGUUUAUGAUAUAUUGAAAGCAUCCUAUUUGCAUUCACCUGAAGGGAAGAAAAGAAUAGAAAACAUGAAACAGCAAGUAGGAGACCUUAAUGCUCUGGAUCAGCUGGAACUGGGUCCUGUUAAAACACUGCUUUAUGGGGCAAUUGCUGGGGCUUGUUCUGAAGCUGCUACUUAUCCGUUUGAGGUUGUUAGAAGACAGCUUCAAUUGCAGGUGCGGGAGAAAAAGUUGAAUGCUGUGGCAACUUGUGUCAAGAUAGUAGAGCAAGGAGGUGUUCCAGCCCUGUAUGCUGGAUUAAUUCCAAGCUUAUUACAGGUUUUACCAUCUGCUGCCAUUAGCUACUUUGUCUACGAGUUUAUGAAGGUGGUUCUCAAAGUGGAUUCAUAGUUCUGCCUUCUUGCAACAAUAGAGCAGCAAGUUUUUCUUAGUUGCUUGGAAGUUGCAGUUAUUACCUUCGACUCAGCUGAUGAUUAUGGACUUGUAAACAUGAAGAAAGCAAGUAUAUUUUCACCAUGCUUGGUCUAAACUACCUUCUCACCGACAGUUCUUUGUCAGAGCUAACGUUGAUGAUUUGCUGGAGGAUAUGGAUAACAUCUUGUCAUGAUUAUCUUCCCUUAUUGCUUAGGAGUUCAGAAGUUUGGAAUGAUUCUAAAGUAGUUGUCCUUAUAAGACAAUAUUGUAGCUGUUGGAUAUGAACCACAUGCCCACAUAUAUUUACAUUUUACAAGCCAGAUGUGGAUGCAGCUCACUGGCGGCAAAUGUCAGAUGUGUUGGAUGCAUUGUUGUCUUCAAAGACAACUGAUACAGAGCUUCACUGAAGUUUGAUGGUGUACUUUGCUCACGGAAAGAAGUAUAUGUGAGCAUUCUACAAUUGGGUUAUUAAUUUGAAGUUUACAGUCGACUCUUCGGCUGACAUUAGAUGUAGAGCCUUGGUACUAAUCUUGUGGGAUGUCGUAGCUGGCAUUAUUUGAUAUAGCUCUUUUAUCAACCCGAAGAAAUGUAACUUGUCAUCAUCUCUUGAGAAUUAAGUUUAUCCUCGUAUCAUUGAUCGUUCACUCAAUUACAUAAUUUUCAAGUUGUAAUACAGACUCUUGUGUCUAGAAAUUAUUGAAAAAGGUGUGUAAGAAAAAUGUAGAUAGGGUAAAAGGUGUGUCAAAAAAAGUUGAAUAAAGUAAAAGAGAUAGAGUAGAAAUGUGUAAAUCAGGUAAUAAAAAUUAAAAUACAUGAAUUGAACAUUUAUAUACCCGAAAAUGGAAAGUAAGUCAACAAUUA